This is a messenger RNA of Polistes dominula (European paper wasp), 1521 nucleotides long. It is a transcript of the gene Pur-alpha, whose product is annotated as Purine-rich binding protein-alpha. Gene Ontology annotation, biological process: regulation of transcription by RNA polymerase II. Gene Ontology annotation, molecular function: RNA polymerase II transcription regulatory region sequence-specific DNA binding; purine-rich negative regulatory element binding; DNA-binding transcription factor activity, RNA polymerase II-specific. NCBI's taxonomy places the organism in Eukaryota, Metazoa, Arthropoda, Insecta, Hymenoptera, Vespidae. Gene Ontology annotation, cellular component: nucleus. The record is from RefSeq and is a predicted model, not a curated record.
GAUGAGGUGGCGGUGGUGGUGGUGGUGACGACUGGUGCCGUGGAUGGACGGACGGUCGGUCGGUCGGCGGUCGGGUCGUGGUGUGUAAAGAAGUGGAAAAUUCGCAAGUGGUGUGUGCUGGAUUGGCCGAGUUGGUUGGUUGGUUGGUCGGAUCGGUCGGUCGGUCGGUCGGUCGGUUGGUUGGUUGGUUGCUUGGUGUGUAUGUGUAUGUGUGCGCGGUGAUAACGUCGGGGUAGCACCGCAAGGAGGAAAUCUGGCUGUGCGUGCGUGCUUUUAGAUCGUACAGGGGUCUGUUGCUGCCGCCACUGCUGUUGCUGCUGCUGGUGCUGCUAACAAGGAAGACAUCGCGAGAACGACGACGCGUGGAACCGAGCAGAAAAAGGAGCGUGAGAGGAGAAAUGUCCGAUCGGGAGAGCCUGGACGAUCAGCCACAAAAGUAUGGAAAUCCAGGUGGCAUGGAUGCUGGAGGAGCCGACUUUGACUCCGGUCAACAAAGUCAGCAAAAUGAGCAGGAACUGGCGACCAAAAUGUUGCAAAUACAAAGCAAACGAUUCUACCUUGACGUGAAGCAAAAUAGACGCGGAAGAUUUAUCAAAGUAGCCGAGAUCGGAGCGGACGGAAGAAGAAGUCAAAUAUAUUUAGCACUCAGCACAGCAUUCGAGUUUCGGAACCAUCUGUCAACAUUUAGCGACUAUUAUGCAUCGUUAGGUCCACCAAAUCCUGAAAAUGUGCCGGACGAUGGAAAACUGAAGUCAGAAAUGAUGGUCAAGGACAACAGGCGGUAUUACCUGGAUCUCAAGGAAAAUUCUCGUGGUCGUUUCCUGCGGGUGAGUUACCCUGUAUCACAAACGAUAACACGGGGAGGACCUAGGACGCAGAUUGCGAUACCUGCGCAAGGUAUGAUCGAGUUUCGUGACGCGUUGACGGAUCUUUUGGAAGAAUUUGGUACAGAUGACGGAGGUUUUAAAGGUGAUCUACCUGAUGGUCGCUACAUGCGUGUUGAGGGGAAGAAUUUUUAUUUUGAUAUAGGUCAAAAUAAUCGUGGUAUCUAUAUGAGAAUUUCUGAGGUCAAAACGAACUUUCGAACAGCGAUAACCGUGCCGGAGAAAUCAUGGGCGCGUUUCCGUGACAUAUUUGCGGAUUACUGCGAGAAAAUGCAAGAAGGUGGAGGAGCAGGGGUUGGCGUUGGUGGUAUGAGCGGUGGAAGCGGUGGAAGCGGUGGGAAUGUUCUUUCAGAGGGGAAAGGCUCGGUAGUGGCACAGGUACCAUCACCAUCUUCGACCUCGCAACAGCCUAACCCCAAUCCAAAUUUAGACUCACCCUUAAUCAAGUGAAAAAGGCUUUAAUUUAACUCGAACAUUGGAAUUAUAAUCGUAACUCGUUUUGUCAAGACAUUAAUUAAGCGAACUAAAGAAACUUAUCAGAGUCUAUGCCAUCGUCAUCGCCAUUUUCAUCGACAUCGACAUCGGCAUCGACAACAACAACAACAACUACAACAACAACAACAACUACUACUACUAC